AUGUCAGCUCUUUUAACAGCGGAUUGGUUUCAACUAGAUUCUUACUACAGAAAAUUCGACCUUUACACAAUGGUGUGGUCCAUGGACGAAGGAUUAGGUAAUAUGGUUGUAAGUGGUGCUCCAUAUGGUGGUCCCAUAGCUGUAGUAAGAGAUAGAAAACAAUUUGUAAGAAUAGCCACUACUACCAAACCCGUAAUAACAAUUUACAAUUGUGUUGGAAGUGUUAUGUCCAAAAUAUUGUGGAACAAUGGAGUUCUUGUUCACAUGGGCUGGUCUGACGGAGAGCAGCUUCUAUGUAUACAAGAGAGUGGGGAUGUUCUCGUUUAUGAUAUGUUUGGCGCUUACCAAAAAACUUUCAGUUUGGGACAAGAAGUCAGAGAUACAAAAGUGUCAAAGGCCCAACUUUUUCCCAACCCUCAUGGAAUAGGACUGGCAGUGAUUACAACCACAAACCGCAUGUUCCUAGUCAGUAAUGUAUCCGAGCCUAAAAUUAGAUCAGUGCCAGAUUUACCACGUGCUAAUGAACCUAUCAGCUCUUGGUGUGUGUUGAGCUCUGGGCAACGGUCUUCUUCGGUGAUUGGGUUUCUCGUUUGCAGGGAUAAAGAAAUCUAUAAAUGUCAACUUGGCGAAUCUAGGGCUGUCCUUAUGCGUCCCGAAAUUCAGAAUCCUUACACGCAGAUAGUGACGAUAGUGCCAUCACAAAAUGGCCGCCACGUGGCCUUACUGACGGACUCCGGUUUCCUGUGGAUCGGCUCUUCGAACUUCAAGACCAAAUACUGUGAGAUCGACACGGGAUAUAUUAAACAACCAAAGGAACUGGUAUGGUGCGGCUCUCAGGCAGUCGUGGGCCACUGGGACGACAUGAUGUGCGUAUACGGUUUCAACGACACCGUCGUCUCGUACCCGUACGACGGACCGUUCCACAUCAUAGCGGAGAUGGACUGCGUAAGGGUCAUCUCCGAGAUGACCCACGAGCUGAUACAGAAGGUGCCGCCGGUGGUGGAGAAGAUAAUGAGGAUCAACAGCACCGCGCCCGGCUCCUAUCUUGUGGAGGCGUCUAAGCAGUUCCAGAAGCGAAGCCACCGCGCCGACGAGUACAUACGGCUGGUGAGGCCGGAGCUGGCCGCCGCCGUGCAGGACUGCGUGGACGCGGCCGCCUUCGAGUUCGAGCCCGACACGCAGAAGAUGCUGAUAAGGGCCGCGCAGUUCGGCAAGGGCUUCAUCAUGGACCCAGUGCUGACGGAGCACUACGUGGGCACGUGCCGCUGGCUGAGGGUCCUGAACGCGAUACGGGACCCCAAAGUGGCCAUACCGCUCACAUUCCUCCAAGUUCAAAAUCUAGGCGAGCGUAUAUUGUUGGACCGCCUGAUAUGGCGCCGACUGCAUUGCCUAGCGGGCCACAUCGCUUCGUACCUCCAGCUGAAGGAUGGACAGACUCGCGUUCUCUCUCAUUGGGCCUGCUAUAAGGUAACACAGCCCCACCUGGACAACGAGAGUGCCGCCCGCGAAAUAGGCGAGAAGCUCCGCAAUAUACCGGGAAUCUCGUACGCGACUAUUGCUAUGAAGGCGGCGGAGAAAGGCAGGAAGGCGCUAGCUAUCAAAAUCUUGGAGUACGAGAGCCACAGCAAGCUGCAGGUGCCUCUGCUCCUGACCCUGGGCGAGGGCGCUGCGGCGCUGAGGAAGGCCACGGCCAGCGGCGACACCGACCUGGUCUACGUGGUGCUGCUGCAUCUCAAGGACAAGAUGGGCAAGCACGAAUUCGAGCUCACGAUACGCGGCUUCCCGCUCGCGCAAGCGCUGUACAUCAAGUACUGCGCGAGCCACAACCGCGAGGCGCUGCGCAAGGUGUACGUGCAGGAGGACAACUUCGGCGGGCAGGCGGCGACGCACAUCCGCGAUGCGAUGGACCAGACCAACCUGGGCAGCGCCGAGGCCUCCCUGAUAUCCGCUAGGGAGUGCUACAAAAAGGGCAAGAACGACCUGGGCGCGGCCCUCUGCGAGGAGUUCCGCAAGCUGUGCAAGCAGCAGUCCAGCCUGCAGGAGACCUACGGCGAGAGCUUCUCGGGGCUGUCGCUCCACGACACGGUCCGCGCCCUGCUGGACCACGGCGAGGUGAAGCUGGCGGACAAGCUGCGCUCCGAGUACAAAAUGCCGGACAGAAGAUAUUGGUGGUUACGGAUCUUGACGUUGGCCGAGAGGGACGAUUGGCCGGAGCUGGAGCGUUUCUCAAGGGCGAAGAAAUCCCCUAUUGGCUACGAGCCGUUCGUCGAUGCCUGCCUCAAAUACAGAAAGAACGACGAAGCCCUCAAGUACCUGCCCAGGUGCAGGGAUGACAUCAAAGUGAAGUAUUACGUCAAGGCCGGGUUCUACGAGGAGGCCGCUCGGGUAGCGUUCGAGCUAAAGGACAAGAGCGCUUUAUUUUUCGUCCAAAGCAAGUGCCCGAUCCGAGAAUCAAGCCAGCACGAAAAAAUAUCUUCUUUGCUUGAACAGCUAAAUACCAAAAAA
Molecule: messenger RNA, 2505 nt
Organism: Iphiclides podalirius (scarce swallowtail)
Lineage: Eukaryota; Metazoa; Arthropoda; Insecta; Lepidoptera; Papilionidae
Source: the annotation of a GenBank genome assembly